AUGUUGGCUAAGAUCAAAGAAGAGUUUGGUGUCGAGACGCUGCUCUCCGCUCCUAAAGAUGUCCAUCUCAUCCUUCUGAUGAGAACCCUUCGCAUGUUUGCCUAUGGCUCAACCACGUUGAUCCUCGCUCUUCACCUUUCGACCCUCAAGAACUCGGAUACUCUGAUCGGAAUCUUCAUGUCACUGACACUUGUGGGUGAUGUCUUCAUCUCCUUGCUUCUUACUUUUGUGGCCGAUUCGCUUGGUCGACGCAAUAUCAUUCUUCUGGGGUCCGUAACUAUGGCGCUCAGCGGUGUUGUCUUUGCAACUCAGACCCGCUUCUCUAUCCUUCUGAUUGCCGCAAUUAUCGGUGUGAUCUCGCCAAGCGGUAAUGAAAUUGGUCCCUUCCGUGCAGUCGAGGAAUCUACACUAGCACACCUGGUGCCUGCCGCACAGCGUAGCGACGUCUUCGCUUGGUAUGUCGUUGUCGGCACUUUCGGCACCAGUGUUGGCGCCUUGAUAUCCGGAUGGCUGGUCACAAGUCUGGGUGCCGAAGAAGGGAAAGCAGUGGGCAGCUACCAAGUUGUCUUCUGGCUGUACGCUUUGCUGGGCUGUGCCAAGGCUGGGAUCACCUUCCUUCUCAGUGAUGCUUGCGAACUCGAGAGGGUUGUACAGAAGCCCAGCGCAGAAUUCGGUGACGCAGAAGAAGCAGAGACGUUCAUUCAACAACCCCAAGCGGCUUCAACGCCCAAACCGUCAAGCAAAUGGGCAUUCACUCAGAUCAGUCCUUCCUCUCGCAAAACACUCCUCAAGCUCGCAGGUCUGUUCAGCAUCGACAGUCUGGCCUCUGGAAUGGCUUCCAUAUCUCUCACGACUUACUUCCUCGCAACAAAAUUUGGCUCGGCACCUUCAUCUCUGGGUACGAUCAUGGCAUUCGCAUCUCUGAUGUCGAGUAUUGGCAACAUUGCUGCCUCAAGUGUUUCCAAGCGCAUUGGGUUCAUUUACACAAUGGUGUUCACGCACUUGCCUUCUGCCCUGUUUCUGGCCAUGAUGCCGGCACCACACUCUUUGGCCUUGACCGUGUUCUUUAUUGUUGCUAGAGCGACUCUGGCAUCUAUGGACCAGGCGCCUAAAGCUGCAUUCUUGUCUGCUGUCGUGUUGCCAGCGGAGCGGACUGCUGUGAUGGGUACUUUAAACACGGUCAAGACGGCAGCGCAGAGCGCAGGACCUCUGGUCACCGGCGUUCUUGCACAAAACAACCAUUUCGGUGUCGCGUUCGUCAUGGCUGGAUUCAUGAAGGCCGGUUAUGAUCUCGGACUCUUGCAUUGGUUUGCCGAGAGUAAAAUGAGAGGAGGCUCUGCUGAUGAAGCUAGAGAUAGAGCAAGGCAGCAAGAAGACGAGGAGGGUCAAGAAUUGAGAUGA
Aureobasidium uvarum is the source of this 1401-nucleotide messenger RNA. Lineage: Eukaryota; Fungi; Ascomycota; Dothideomycetes; Dothideales; Saccotheciaceae. The record is from the annotation of a GenBank genome assembly.